AUGGAAGAUGGUUUACCGUUCAAACAACCGCAGUUAACCAGUAAGGAUCCCCAAGGGAAGACUGCCUCCGGCGCGGCCCCUGGCGCAAAAACGGCAAAGAGGUCGGAGGAAUGGAAGGUCCCACCGCCCAAGCGUCUGGCUCGAGUCGUUAAUGCUCACACGAAGAUAGUAUCUCCGUUGGUGCAACGAUUGGAUAAACCUGGGAAGUCGAAACCCACCCCAGAUGAAUUCCGUUCGACCGGCCGGGAUGGGGCUGAGUUAGACCCCGCGUUAUCCGCCGACGAAGAGGAUGUGAAUGUUGCCGACAAAGAGGAGACUGGCUCGCGCUCUUCUGCACUUGUCAACAAGAUUAAGUCCCUCAUCAAAGAGACACCCAAAAAGGCUCUCAAGAAGAAGACGGCCAACAAGUCCAACCCGUUGCGUUUGGGUUCCAUGGACGUUGAUCCACCUGUGACCGAUAAGCAUCAUGCAAGAGGGGGUUCGAUGCCCUUGACCAAGUUCGACUCUCAAGGCCUCAAUUUGUCUUCCGCAGGCCAGAAGACUCCUAAGGACAAGAUGCCCGCCGAACGUUCAGACAAGAUGAACGUUGAUCCUCCCGCUCUCGCAAGGCUCAAAGCGACCUUUGCUAUUCCUGCUGCCUCGACUGCCUAUCCGCUCCAGGAGCCUGCUGCCAAUCCUUCGACUCCGGCCCGAAUGGACAACAUCAACAAAUAUCCGGCUGGACUCACCCGCAGGGGCCCCCAAACUACUCCCGGUAAUCCUGGUCACCUAACCAGAACUCCCUCGACCUCGACUACCAUCUCAAAUGCUGUCCUACCUAAUUUGGCUAAAGCGUCUUUAGCUGACAUGAAGGCAAUGCGCGGGAUUUGGAUAAGGGAUAAGGAGAAUGCCGCUGCCAACGUUUCUGAGCUUCGAAGGGCGGGCCAUCACUUGAUUGCACCGGCUGCCUAUGAAUAUCAAGAUCGACACCUCAGGAGGGUGACCAGGUUUUGUUCCCAGCUGGAUCGCAAGAUUGAAGAGUCGGAGCGCACCGGUCUAGUGGAGGAGAUUGAAGUCAUUGACUUGACGGAAGAGCCGGACGAUCCUACAGAGAACAGUGUGGUUGGGUUGACGGGUGCCAAGAGGCCUAUGGAGGGGUCGUCAUCAAUGGAUGUUGAUGACAGCCCAGUUGAGUCCAAGAAGGCUCGAACUUCUGGCUUGGCUCCCGUAAAGAUUGAUCCUCCAAACCUGGGCCCUUAUGGCUUCCGUUCCAUUCCCGACAAGGAUGCCGCUCUCGCUGGACUUACUCCCCGCUUCCCAGUCAAUAAACAGCCGACGAUCUCCGAGUUCAUCAGUCAAUCUAAUCCAUCUCUCAUGCAGCCUCUGCCGAUGUCUAAUCCUCCACUCCAGCCGACAAUGGGUUCUUCUUCCUCUUUGGCUAAAGGGAAGUUGACUCCUGUUGUGGUGAUCAAUUCCUCAUCGGCGGCAAACCUUCGGUCAACUCCUGCCUCCUCCCAUUCAACUGCGCCGGAGAAUGUCAACUUGUCAUCUGCCCAAGGAAUGGCCAGCACCUCUUCUCUAGUUGCGGCUUCUACAUCGGUCCCAGCUCUCGGUCCUUCUUCGCUCGAGUCGUCUUCUACUUCCAAUAUCCAUGUCUCAGCGCCCUCCGGUCCUCAAACCUCCAAGAAGUCUUCUCACCCUUCUGCUGCUUCUAAGUCUAAGGAGGUGCGGUCAUCUCAACGUGUUACAAGGGGCUCCUCGGGGACCUCCAAACCGACUUCGGCCUCAAAGUCUAAGAAUGUUGUCUCAGCCCCGUCUUCGAAUCCUUUGGAGAAGGAAUUGGGUGCCACACCGAAUCAAGAUAGUUCACCUCACCCUCGCCAAGCCCCCAAGGAAAAUCAAAACAUCUCUAACACUCCAGUUCCGCCGGCCACCAAGGAUGUUGCUCCUGCUUCGACAGACAUUCCUCCAGCUACGAAUGAUGUUCCUCCAGCCACGAAAGACUUGCCUGCUAACUCUACUCUGGACGACUCCGCUCAACGUUCUCAGGGCGGUCAAUCAAUCAAUGCGCCUUCUGCCUUGCCUCCAUCUGGGAGGGUGUUGCCGAAUUCGACCUUGCCGGAAAAAUCAAAGGAUGCUCAAAACAAGGAUAAGGAUGUUGUUGACGAGGGGGUGGACGAGUUGGAGGAGCUACGCCCAGGCUUAAAGUGA
Puccinia graminis f. sp. tritici CRL 75-36-700-3 is the source of this 2190-nucleotide messenger RNA. RefSeq lists its product as uncharacterized. NCBI's taxonomy places the organism in Eukaryota, Fungi, Basidiomycota, Pucciniomycetes, Pucciniales, Pucciniaceae. The coding region runs from base 1 to 2190 and encodes 729 amino acids. The record is from RefSeq and is a predicted model, not a curated record. The transcript has 9 exons.